CACGACAACAUUAGAAAGUUGUCUAUGAUUGUUAUUUCACUUUGGUUCCGAUGUCGAAAUAACAGUGAAAGUCAUUAGAAACAAUAAAAAAAUCACGAAAAUGAAUAAAUUAAAAUCGUCACAGAGAGACAAAGUUAAAAAGUUCGUCGCGUUUACGCAGACGAGCGAGAGCACAGCGAUAUAUUGUCUUUCUCAAAACGACUGGAAACUGGACCUCGCGAGUGACAAUUACUUCCAGAACCCUGAGGCUUAUUACAAGGACCCUGUGAAGGCGUCAGUGGAUAGGAAAAGACUCGACCAACUGUUUACAAAGUACAAAGACCAGCAAGAAAAUGACAAAAUCACCGUGGAUGGUGUUAUGAAGUUUCUAGAAGAUCUCAAUCUAAGUCCUGAGUCAAUCCUAGUUCUUAUAAUAGCCUGGAAAUGUAAGGCGGCCGUGCAGUGCGAGUUCACGAAAGACGAAUUCACGAUGGGUCUCAUAGAACUUGGAGCAGAUAGCAUAGAGAAAUUAAAAGCCAAAUUACCAACAUUGGAAACAGAGAUAAAAGAUCAAAAUAAGUUCAAAGACUUUUAUCAUUUCACAUUUAAUUAUGCCAAGAACCCGGGUCAAAAAGGCUUGGAAUUGGAUAUGGCGAUAGCUUAUUGGAAUAUAGUGCUCCGUGGGAGAUUUAAGUUCCUAGAUGCUUGGUGCAAGUUUCUCACGGAGCACCACAAGAGAUCCAUACCAAAGGACACAUGGAAUCUGUUGCUAGACUUCGCGACACAGAUCGACGACGGCAUGAGCAACUACGACGCGGAGGGCGCGUGGCCCGUGCUCAUCGACGACUUCGUGGAGUGGUGCCAGAAGCAGGGCCUCACCGCCGACGCGGUCAAAGCGCUGGAGCCGGCGUCGGGCUAGCCUCGCAGGCGCGCGCGCGAGGCGGCCCGCCCGCCGCCCGCGCGCGACCCGCCGCCCGCGCGAGGCGCCGCGCUCGCCUACGCCGUGUUGCUGCUCUCUCGCGGCCUGCUCUACGGUCUCGAGCUGUGUACAGUCGAGUGGCUCGCUAUCCUUAUAGUUUACGAAUUGUGUAGCUGACUAAAUCGUGACGUGACGUAAGAGGUUUGUGCUGAAUGACGCUGAUGGGAAUUUCAUUUGGCAUCGUGGCUCUAGUCUGGAAGGUUUGUUGGGAUUACAUAUUUUGUUUAGUUUCAAUAGUCUAUAGUUUUAAUAGGAUUGUUUGUUAAUCAAAAGUGUCUACUAAGAAAUGUUGUCAAUUUAGUGAAUUAGUUUAUUCUUGCCAAUUGAAAUUUCCAUGUAUUUAUCUUCACUCAACUGUAUAUAGCUCCCGAACUAUUCGUCCGUGUGAUAAAAAAUUUUGGUGACCCGUUUCGUAUACCCGAGAGGGUAAGGAUACUGGGAAUGAUGUUCACUUUCACAAUUGAAUGAUAUUUAUGAUAAGCGUUAUUCUAAAAUUGUCUCUUCGAAUUUCUCAACAUGGUUCUCUUACGUUAUAGAAUAGUAUGCCGUAUAAAAUUUAAGAUGUAAAUAUGUAUAUACACAUUAAUGAUAUUACAUUUCUUUUUUAAUUAUAACAAGCUUAGAUUUUUCUGUUUUAGUUUUUUUUAGCUUCCCAGCGACAUGACGAUGCUGGACUGUUGAAAUCGGCAUAAUUAUUAAUUAAACUAUUUCAAUUAUUUGCUCAUUUAUUUACUGUUGGAAUUGCUCGAAUUUUUUAUGACAUAAAACAAGAUUUUAUUUUUUAUUUACUUUGGGGCGUAAGUGCAAUUUUGACAUGAAUAAAUGUUCAAUAAAUAAUACAUAUUUCAUUCGAUUCUGGAAUGUUCUGUUGAUUGUAAAAUAACAAAUUAAAAUCUAAUUCACUGAAAUACAUUAAGAAUAUGGGAGAUUGAAUAGUAGAAAGUUCCAAUAUCGUCUAGAAAAUAAUAAUAACGAUCUAGUUCACUUCAAAAUUAAUAACUUGGAGAAGUUGUGCACAGCACCUACACACACUAAACAUUACAAUGGAACACUGGGCUGUAUUGUGAUUGCAUGGAAACAUAAUCAAUGGUUAACAUCAAUCGAGAAAUAAAAGAGGGUAUAGCUAGAUGUGGGUACUAGAGGAAGAGAGAGAGAUGGAGUAUCCUGGCCUGAAGAAUAGCCAGAUAUAAAAAAUCUGAACGACUUCUUCGAUUAAGUUUCUAUCGUGGAAACAAAUAAAACCUUAAUGAUUAACGUCCUCGCAAAUUCGGCCAGCUAUACGAAAUAUUUAGAAGUGUUACAAAUACGAGAGGAUUUUCAUGUACCUACUUAACAAUUGAACACAUCUUUAGUAGAACAAUGUUGCAACUGCAAGAAGUAUAACGUCCAAAAUAAUAUGCUAACUUGUGACGUCAUAAUAAUUUCGUAGAAGUACACCUUCACAGCGGCAAAGUUCUAACUAUUUUCCAAAGGAUUAUCGACUUUAUAUUUUGUCCUAUAAGAUUCAAAUAGGUGUGGUAGACGUUACAUAUGACCACUUUGAACUAGCUAAUGUCGGCAAAGUCCUAACGUGACUAUUAUUAAAAACUUUUGUAUUACAUUGUUGUAUUAACAUUUAGACCGCACAUCUUCGAAUAGUCUACUGUUUGUUCUUGAGACUACCUAAACAUAGAAGAAGAAAACAAUAUUAUUCCAUUUCCUAAGUCACCGGCCUCUUAUUGCGACUUUUUAACUCAAGUUUGACUUGAGUUGGUAAAAUCUCAUCGUUUCUCUUAUCUGAGUACUAAGAGAACUUGGAAUUAUAACUCAAGUUGCUUGGCGAUAGUAUAUCAAGAACUUGUAGAUAGUACCUACUCGUCGUGCUAGUUCAGUACUUCAGAUAUGUCAUGUUUCCCGCGCUCUUGGUCUGUAAACCUUGACAAGUUGAUGUGUGUGGGGAUCUUUUUUAUGACACUAUAAGCGUGAACUGUGAUUAAUGAAUUUCCGAAACAAUUGUAAAACUGUUCAAUGAAAGUAUGAAUAACUGCA
Molecule: messenger RNA, 2986 nt
Organism: Trichoplusia ni (cabbage looper)
Lineage: Eukaryota; Metazoa; Arthropoda; Insecta; Lepidoptera; Noctuidae
Gene: SCCRO
Product: DCN1-like protein 1
Exons: 3
Coding region: 101-898 (265 amino acids)
Biological process (GO): positive regulation of ubiquitin-protein transferase activity; protein neddylation
Cellular component (GO): ubiquitin ligase complex
Molecular function (GO): cullin family protein binding; ubiquitin conjugating enzyme binding; ubiquitin-like protein binding
Source: RefSeq, a predicted model, not a curated record